UUUUUUUUUUCUUUUUUCUUUUCUGUCUCCUAACAAAAUGGAGUGCUGCAGCUACUGGGAGGCCAGAGAACGAUUGUGCAGCUGAGUCCUCCUCACAAAUGCCAAGGAUUUCCUCCCUCGUGGUUCGCUGCUGCUAAAUGAAACAAUUAUCAACGCUAGAAGGCAGUUUGCUAAUCAAGAGGGAUGAGGCUGCUGUUUCUUUAAAGUGUCAGAAUCGAGGAGGGGGAAGAAAGGGUCGUGCGCGGUGUCUUUUUAACCUUGCUGAAGGACGCAGCAGUAUUUAUUGACGUAUGCAAAUAACUAGGGGAGGGUGGUGCUUGGGAAAAAACAGGAACCAGAAUCAGUUUCUCAUUGCCGGGUGAACGCUCUUAGUUCCGGUGAAGGGAAAAGAGACGUGGCGAAAUUGCUGUCUUUCUGUCUUAUAAGCACAUCUCUCACUAAUCCAGAAAGGGAACCAAGACAUCAGAAAGGGUGAAGACGCUCUCACAGUGUUUUUAGAGACCUCGCGUGAGCCCUCCCACCCCAGCCCGACCUGUUCUUCUAAAUGGGAGAUUAUGGAUUUGCUUUGCAAUUGGCUAGUAGCGGAGGCACUGGAUUUUCGCAAGUAAAACACCCGCCCGCUUCAGCGAGGGGCAUUAACGAUCACAUUGACAAUAACGCGUCUCUCUUUUUUCCCGUUUCAGCUGCGCAAACCAUGCAGGAUGAUUUACUGAUGGACAAAAGCAAAACCCAGCCCCAGCCCCAGCAGCAGCAGCGGCAGCAGCAGCAGCAGCCCCAGCCCGAGCCCAGCGCAGCCGAAACCCCGUCCACGCCCCUCUCCUCGGAGACCCCCAAGCCGGAGGACAGCAGCGCAGUGCCGGCCCUUAGCCCUGCCGCGGCCCCGCCGGCCCCCAACGGCCCCGAAAAGAUGCAGAUGGAAUCGCCGCUCCUGCCGGGCUUGAGUUUCCACCAGCCCCCUCAGCAGCCGCCGCCGCCGCAGGAUCCCGCGGCGCCGGGUGCGUCGCUGUCGCCGUCCUUCGGCAGCACCUGGUCCACGGGCACCACGAACGCGGUGGAGGACAGCUUCUUCCAGGGGAUCACCCCAGUCAACGGGACCAUGCUCUUCCAGAACUUCCCGCACCACGUCAACCCCGUCUUCGGAGGCACCUUCUCCCCGCAGAUCGGCCUGGCGCAGACCCAGCACCACCAGCAGCCGCCGCCGCCCGCGCCGCAGCCCGCGCAGCCUGCGCAGCCCCCGCAGGCGCAGCCCCCGCAGCAGCGCCGGUCGCCGGCCAGCCCCAGCCAGGCGCCCUACGCGCAGAGGAGUGCCGCCGCGGCUUACGGCCACCAGCCCAUCAUGACCAGCAAGCCGUCCUCGUCCUCGGCGGCAGCGGCCGCCGCGGCCGCAGCUGCCGCCUCGUCCGCCUCGUCCAGCUGGAACACGCACCAGAGCGUGAACGCCGCCUGGAGCGCGCCUUCUAACCCCUGGGGCGGCCUGCAGGCGGGCCGGGACCCUCGCCGGGCGGUCGGCGUGGGCGUGGGCGUGGGCGUCGGGGUGCCUUCACCGCUCAACCCCAUCUCGCCGCUCAAAAAACCCUUCUCCAGCAAUGUGAUCGCGCCGCCCAAGUUCCCCCGCGCGGCCCCGCUCACCUCCAAGUCCUGGAUGGAGGAUAACGCUUUCCGGACCGAUAAUGGUAACAAUCUGUUGCCAUUUCAGGACCGGAGUAGGCCCUAUGACACUUUUAACUUGCACUCGUUGGAGAACUCCUUAAUGGAUAUGAUAAGGACUGAUCAUGAGCCUCUGAAAGGUAAACACUACCCUCCCAGUGGCCCACCAAUGAGUUUCGCUGAUAUAAUGUGGAGGAAUCAUUUUGCAGGACGCAUGGGAAUAAAUUUCCAUCAUCCAGGAACAGAUAAUAUUAUGGCACUUAACACCAGGAGCUAUGGGCGGAGACGAGGUCGGUCUUCUCUCUUCCCCUUUGAAGAUGCCUUCCUGGAUGACAGUCACGGCGAUCAGUCCUUGUCCUCUGGCUUAAGUUCCCCCACUCGCUGUCAAAAUGGGGAGCGAGUAGAGCGCUACUCUAGAAAGGUGUUUGUUGGAGGCCUUCCUCCUGACAUCGACGAAGAUGAGAUCACUGCCAGCUUCCGCAGGUUCGGACCUCUCGUGGUGGACUGGCCUCACAAAGCUGAAAGCAAGUCGUACUUUCCUCCGAAAGGUAAUGCCCUUGAAAGGUCUCCUCUGCCGGCACCUAAAGUGUCUCCGCUGCCUGCCUGUUGGAGAGCUAGCUCGAUAGUUCAGUUCAAUAGCCAAAAACAUUUGGGAAAAAGUGAUAUAAUUCUGACAAGUCUUGCAGUGCAAAUUCGACCAUGGAACCUAAGUGACAGUGACUUUGUAAUGGAUGGUUCUCAGCCUUUGGACCCCAGAAAAACUAUCUUUGUUGGGGGAGUUCCACGACCCCUUCGAGCUGUUGAACUGGCAAUGAUCAUGGACCGUUUGUAUGGUGGUGUCUGCUAUGCUGGCAUUGAUACGGACCCAGAGCUGAAGUACCCCAAAGGUGCUGGCCGCGUGGCGUUCUCCAAUCAGCAGAGCUACAUCGCAGCCAUCAGCGCUCGCUUUGUGCAGCUCCAACACAAUGACAUUGACAAACGGGUGGAAGUGAAGCCAUAUGUGCUGGAUGAUCAGAUGUGUGAUGAGUGCCAGGGCACACGCUGUGGGGGGAAGUUUGCCCCGUUCUUCUGUGCCAACGUCACCUGCCUGCAGUAUUACUGCGAAUACUGCUGGGCCAGCAUCCACUCGCGCGCCGGGCGGGAGUUCCACAAACCGCUGGUGAAGGAGGGAGGCGACCGCCCUCGCCACGUCCCCUUCCGCUGGAGCUGAGCCCAGGGCAGACCUGGCCACAAGUACUGGAGUAGAUGACACGGAGGGAAACGAGAGGGCACUGCCUCAGGGCUUACAGUGUUCUGGAAAUCUGUGCAUUCGUUCUCGAUUUUUAAAGAAGAAAUGGGUCUUUUUAUUAUUAUUAUUAUUAUUUACAGUCAUAUUACUGAACUCAAUGUCCAGUAUAAUGCAAAAUUGCAGAGUGUAUAACGGUACUGAUUUGCACUUUGAUUCACACCUUUGUCUGCUUGGUACCUUCAUUUCUUUCACCUGACUUGUCCCUCGUGACAGUACGUAGACUGCCAUUCUCAUCAGCGGCCGUCAGGUCGACGUCUGUGAUUUUUUCGUUUGUUGUUGUUGUGUUGUUGUUGUUCCGAUUGUUUUUGAACUGGAGCAUGCACUUAUUUUCAGAAACUUAGAGAGUUGCCCCUAGGAGAAGACUUACCAAAGGUAAUACUCGUGAGUAGGUGGCAGAUGUAGCAAAAACUUCACAACAAUUCAGCAUCACUAGUUGGGGUCAUUUAGAGUAAGGAUAACCCUUAAUGAAAAUAAGCCUUUAGUUGCUCUCUAUCUUGACAUGUAAGGAUACCUCAUAAGCUGAAUCUUUAUUUUUUCCUUCACGUUUUGAUUUUUUGUUUUGCUGAGGACUUCAGUUAGAUCUUUUAGUGUUACGUAAAUUUAUGCUGCAAUAGCUUUUGCUGCUAUUAAAAUGGUAUUAUUAAUACCAUAAUACUCUAUUCAGGCUAAGGUAUCAAUGAAAAAAAAACCCAACAACACACUUCUGUGAUUUAGGGAUAGAAUCCGCUGCCGAAAGGAGAUCAGAAGAGACUUCAGAAGGCUUCAACGGAAGGUCACUAUUUCUGACUGCAUGUUUACUUAAUCAGGUUGCUGCAUGCAAUAAAUUUUAUAUCCAAUGUCUAGUAUGAAACCUUCCCACAAUGCACAAAUUAAGAAUCUAUAUAAGCUAUAAAAUACUGAUUUUUUUUAAACAAAAAAAAAACAAGAUUUUUUUCAUUCAAAGAAUUGGUAAUUGACUGGAGGAAGGCAUGCCUCAAUAAAUGGAAUGCUUCUGAAAUUAGGAAGAGUCCAUAACAGAAUGACCUAUAUUACAACCAAUAUACAACCUAGGUGUAGGAUAUUCUUAAAGCAAAUUCGUGGAUGGUAGAUGAAGUACUUUGCGGUGCUCUGUUAUAUAUUGUGCAAUUUAUUUUAUAUAGUAAAGUGAUUAUGUCUAACUGUGAUCAAACUUAACUGUUUAAAGCCUCUGUGUCAGACGUUAAUGAACUUGACAGUUCACAACUGGUAUACUCUUAACUAACACAUGAGCUCUUAGUUCCAAUCUCCUAGUGCUUGCACCAUUUUACAUAGCUUCAGACCUUGUCCAGAAAACCAAAGAGCUCAUCUUAGCUUACAAACACUAGGAAUAUAUACAGUAUAUAGAGAUAAGUUGUCAGAUUGACAAACUAGGCACACUUUAAGAAAAAGUCGCGUGAUGGUGAUGCUAAAGAAAUGUCUGUACAAGAAACGAUGGCCUGGGUGGGGUUGGUUGUCUGGGUGAGAAAUUCACUACUUAAUUCCCUGGAUUUAUCCUGUAAAGCUUGAAUAGAAUUAAGACCUGCUAAUACUACCGUGGACAUUUUUUUAGCAUUCACUCUUGGGCUGCAGAUAGUAAUAUAUAAACACACACGAUGAUUGUGAGACUAUGUAGAUUUUUUUUUAAUCUUCUUCCUAUGUUUUGGAAAUCUGGGGACAAUCUGACUGGAUAUGACACUGCAGACUAGGUUUAAAUCGCUGUGUUUUACGUGCUGUGAUGUCCUUGUACUGUCUUAAGUUAAUAUUGCUUGUUUUCGUCCCAUUCUGUUUUGUUUCUCCAGUGUUUCGUUGCAAUUACCAGCUCUCAAACUAUAGAUUGUUUCCAAAAAGGAAAAACAAAAUAGUUUUUUACUGGAUUAAAAAUGCUUAUUAGAAAUUCUCCCCUUUUGAGGUUACCUCUGGGCUUUUUGGUAAGAAUUGCUUUUUUCCAGCCCAGCUGUGGUUUUCUGUUUGUUUGUUUUCUAUGUUUGUGGUUUGUUUUUUCAUCUGUACAAGAAAUUUUGUUAUGCACUACUACUUUUUGUAUUCUAGACAGUUUUCAAAAGUUGGCUGAAGAUUUUUUUGUUUGUUUGUUUUUAAGGAAAAAGGCAUGCUUUCUGACUGACAUGAUCUUUUGCAAUACCUCAAUUUUGAAAUAUAGGAGAGAAAAUGAUAUUUUCUAAGUAAGUUUAUUCAGAAAAAUAUAUAUUAAUUUAAUUCUGCAAGAAAAAUGAUUUAACAGAUGGGUAACUUUAUUUUUUUCAUGCUUAUUUGUGUUUUUUGAAAAUGAAGAAGUUAGAGCUUUAUAACUAUAAUAUUAAAGAUCAUAUCUAACCUACAGAAAUCUACCUAAUUAUAUGAAAGAAGCAAAACUUUUUGAAGAAGCACCCCUCUUUCAUGUACUAAAAUAACACUGAGAUUUAAAAAAACAACAACAACAACAAAAAAGCUGGAAGAUUGUACAGCAUAAAGCUUAACGUGAAAGUGAGAAAAAACGUGGUCAUGAAGAAUAGGUUACAAAAAAUAAACUCCAUUUGGUGCUGAAAGUUGUGAAUAGAUGGUGGAAACUACUUUCCCUUAAUUUGUAUAUUUAUAAUCAAGCGUUGAUUGUGCACGACUGGCCAGGAUUGUGAAAGAAUUCUUCUGUUUGUAUUUUUUUAAAGAGAACUUUUUUAGUUUAUUAAAUUAUAACAUGUUCCCUUUUGUUUUGUAAAUAAAUGUGCCCCCCUCCCCCAAGUUGUUAAUGUUAUAUUAAAAGAGAGGGUCCUUCAAAAAAAAUUAUUUUUUAAAACACAGAGGUGUUCUGACCUGCAACUUGACUGGGAAGCCCCUGGGUAUCACAGGUCCUGUUGUGGCCUUUCCUUGAUGUGACACUUGAACUAGUCGAUUUUUUGAAGGCUAUAACCUAACCUCGACUAUUUGUUGUUAUGUGCAAUACUGUUUGUACUGUUUGUAUAAAAAAUAGAAAAAAAAAGAAAAGAAAAAAGGCAUAAAUCUUUAUUGCAGAUUUAUUUUCAUUGCAAACUUUAGACAUUGUGAUUCACUGAAAUCAUUUUUCUACUGUCAAAUAUGUACCUUUUCUUCAUGCUGGUAUUUUUUCAAUAGUAAUGUAGCCUUUGUACUGAGACAAAUUUUCAUUGUUAUUUUUAGAGAGAUUUUUUGCUAAGAAAAAAAUUAAACAUAUUUACAUAUUUUUCAUUUUAUUUCGUAUUUUCUUUAAGGAGUGCUUUCUCAAUCAUUAAUAGAGUUGUUUCUGGGAGGGACUUUCAUAUCUGGUCAAUGUCAUAAUAUUAUUUUGUAUUUUUACUUGGAAUAAAUUAAUUUUAUGAUGCUAAUUCUUUAAAAGUUUAUUUUUUUCAUUUUCAGUUAUUUUUGAAGCUAAAACCUUUGUAAUAUUGUUACUAAAGUGUCUAGUUUUUUGAAAUGCAAAGCUUUAUGUAUUAACUUGCUGAUGUGGUUUACAAUAGUGUGACAACAAUGAAAACGGUUGGUUAUGUAAAGUGAUUGGAAAAUGUAAUGAAUAAUUGGGUAAUAAAAUGACAGAAUGAGCAGAA
Messenger RNA from Myotis lucifugus (little brown bat), 6483 nucleotides. RefSeq names its product cytoplasmic polyadenylation element binding protein 3 (gene CPEB3). The transcript has 10 exons. The record is from RefSeq and is a predicted model, not a curated record. NCBI's taxonomy places the organism in Eukaryota, Metazoa, Chordata, Mammalia, Chiroptera, Vespertilionidae. Bases 545 to 2857 code for a protein of 770 amino acids. Gene Ontology annotation, biological process: negative regulation of cytoplasmic translation. Gene Ontology annotation, cellular component: cytoplasm; nucleus; synapse. Gene Ontology annotation, molecular function: mRNA 3'-UTR binding; mRNA regulatory element binding translation repressor activity; translation factor activity, RNA binding.